AUCUUAACUUAAAUGUUUUGUGUUUGUGAUGUAUUCGGGAUUUGUGAUAUACGAUAGAAAUAAUAAAGACAAUUUUUAGCGAGUUAAGAAAUGUCAUUACGAUGUGUCAUUUUACACAUAAUUAAAGCACCGCAAUAAAAUCAUCUGUAAUUAUGAGCUCGCAAAGUCAGCUACCAAAUCUCGAUAAAAUCUUUCGAGAUGACGAUGAGCCCGAUUUUGCACCCUCAGGAGGGUCUAACUUGGCUGCAAUUUUUGGGCUACAACAAAAAUUUACAGAUUCUCAUUCCUCGAAGCAAACAACUUCCACAAAGGAAAAUACUCAGUAUAGUGUACAACAAACUGCAUCAGCUUCUAAAACUGAAGUCCUUACAGCUAAAGCUGUACAUGCUUUUCAACUGAAAAAUGGUGAAUAUAUUUCUGUUGGAAAGCUUGGUAUAGCACUGACAGGUAAUACAAUGUCCAAGAUAUAUGAAAUAAUUUUGUACAGAACUAAGCAAAAGUAUGUAUCUGUUGUGAGAAUAACAAGCGACUUUGUAUACACUGUGCAAGCAAACAAUUAUGCCAGUUAUUAUGACACAGUUAAUAACACUGAAAACAAUUGGUCAGUUUUAUUUGAUACUAAUGACAGUUAUGUGGAGUUUGCAAUAGAAGUAGGACUGGCACGCUAUUUUGUUACACAAGACAAAGGAGAAAAUGUAAUUUAUCAAGAUUUACAACCAGGCAAUAAAGAUGUAAUUGUGAAAGAAGGAGAUAAUGUACAUAUAAAAUAUUUUGUGGGAACUGAAAUAGUGCAACCUUUCAAAAAUAAUUCAAAUCUUAUAAUGUCGCAAACAAUGACUGUAGAAAUAUCACCAGAUAACAAUUGGGAAAGGACACUUCUAGGUUGUAACAAGGGUCUCAAAAGAAUGUUAUUCUUACCUCCUGGCAAACAGAUUAGUUUAGGACCUGGGUUUCCUAAGGAGAGAUAUGUUAUGUUAAUGAUUGAGAUAAUCGAUGUACGAACAUCGGAAGAAAGUCCACCCACAUCUAAAACGUCAAGUGGAAGAGCUGCAAUAAUAUCGAGAAUGGCUAAAAUGGGACAGUCUAUUUUGCCAAAGAUGCCCUUACUCUCUACUACCGACUCCGAAGAUACGGAGGAUGAUAUACCUCAUAAAUCUCCACGUUACAAAAGGAUCGAGCAAUCAGAAGGAAGUUUGCAAAAAAAGAAUUUGUCGCAUGACUUGUCAGAAGAAAGGAAGGUCGUCCAGAAAAUUACAGAGACGAGAACUGAAAUGCCUUCUCUAGAUCCUAACACUUAUCAGUCAUUGAUUGCUGCGCCUUCAUCAACACAACAAAUAUGGACGUCGCCUUAUUUAGCUACUGUGAAUCGUACGAUACCAACUGCUUUGGAUCCUCUCAAUAUGUUGCUGUCAGAAACUAGAAUAACAAAUGCAGAAAUACGAAUGGGGAUGUCUAAAAUAUCCGAUAAUAUUCAAAAAUUAUUAGAUAAGUUUCACGCGCUCGAACUUCAAAAUGCAGCAACUCCAACAGCAAAUGAUAAAGCAGCUUUGGAUGCUUCUUUGAAAAUGCUUUUAGCUUUUAACGCCUCUCAAAUGAACGCAAGAGAUAAUGAAUCACCAAAGAGCACCGAUAAAGAUACACUGGAUGAGAAUCUUCGACAAUCACAGAGCAAAAUAAAUAUUUUGGAGAAUGAUUUAAAAAAAUCACAAGAAGAGAAAGAAUCAUUGUUGCGAGCUAACGCGGAUUUAAAUAAAAAACUCCAAGAAUUAGGAACAAAUCUGAGCAAAAUAAACAACGAGCUGAAGGAAACCAAAGAAACCUUAGAAGUAACUCUAAAUACAAUGAAUCAAUAUAAAGAAGAAAAUAUUAAUUUACAAAAUAGACUUUGCAAGUAUAACAGAGAUCAGGCAGACGAAACGUUCAAACGGAAUGACAUUGAAAGAAAAAACAAAGAAAUAAAACAAAUAAUGAACAGGACAUACCAUGCAUUGUCAGAAAAAUUUACAAAUCAAUCACAGUCUGAACUUCCUUUGGACUAUGUAAAGUCAACUAUUGCAAAAACAAUAAAGCAUAUCACUUUACAAGUGUUGUACAAAGACUCCGACGAGGAGUCUACGGAAUCUGAAAUACAUAAGGAUGUACAUCCUACAGUUAGUAAAAAUAUCGGUAAAAGCGAUCAACAAACUGAGGAACAUAUCGAGAGAUCAGGAGUAACAAGUGCAUCCGACAAUAUUUAUUCUUCGAUAAAAUGUAUUCCAAGUUCAGUGAACACGAUUGCGCCUAUGUACGAAAAUGAACCACCACCAGUUCCACCUGACAGUAUCGACGAAGGUGAUAGCGAAUGAUCAGUUAAUUCUUUGACACUAAUGUAUUUUUCGUUAUUUUAUAUCCAAAACAAAUGUCUUCGUAAUAUGUAGUAUUUUU
This is a messenger RNA of Pseudomyrmex gracilis, 2424 nucleotides long. RefSeq names its product FK506-binding protein 15. The transcript has 12 exons. The record is from RefSeq and is a predicted model, not a curated record. Lineage: Eukaryota; Metazoa; Arthropoda; Insecta; Hymenoptera; Formicidae. The coding region runs from base 153 to 2345 and encodes 730 amino acids.